UGUUUUCGUGUGACACGCAUUGGCAAGCAUUUCCGCCAUAUUGAGAAAAAGGAAAACAAAUAUCCAUAUGAAAAUUGUGUCUAGUCAAAAGAAAACCUAACAUUUCUGGUUUUUUAACUGCCAGUCAAAACCAGAAACAUGUUCCCUAUACCACCAGGUACAACAAUUGACAACGGCUUCAAAAGUACCCAACUGAAUGGUACACUCGGUGGGUCUUCACCAUUUGCAUUUCCCGUGCCGGAAGUGCCGCCCACCACACUGCCUUACUUGGGCCUGCCCCAACAGUUCCAGGAGCCCCCUCCCACCACACCACCCAUCGAUUUCCUGUGCCCACAACGCCCCAACCAGGGCACUGAGGGUCGUCCCAUCGCGCUCCGGGCCAACCACUUCCAGGUCCGCAUACCAAAAGGCUUCAUAAACCACUAUGACAUCAGCAUUACACCCGAUAAAUGUCCACGAAGAGUCAACAGAGAGAUCAUCGAGACCAUGGUGACAGCGUACAGCCAAAAGAUUUUCCAGGGUGCAAAACCAGUGUUUGACGGCCGUAAAAACCUCUACAGUCGAGACCCACUCCCCAUCGGCAAGGAAAAGAUCGAGUUAGAAGUAACAUUACCUGGUGAGGGCAAAGAUCGUGUUUUCACCAUCCAAGUGAAAUGGGUGGACCAGGUGUCCCUUUACGCCCUGGAGGAGGCCUUGGAAGGAAGGGGGCGAACCAUUCCCUUCGACUCUGUCCAGGCCCUCGAUGUCAUCAUGCGGCAUCUGCCUAGUCUUACAUACACACCUGUGGGACGCUCAUUUUUCUCACCCCCUGAGGGUUACGACCACCCCUUGGGUGGGGGAAGGGAGGUAUGGUUUGGCUUCCAUCAGAGUGUGAGACCCUCACUGUGGAAAAUGAUGCUCAACAUUGAUGUGUCGGCUACUGCGUUCUACAAGCAGCAGCCGGUGAUCGAGUUCAUGUGUGAGGUCCUGGAUAUGAAGGACAUGUCUGAACAGAAACGUCCCCUUACUGACUCCCAGAGGGUCAAGUUCACCAAGGAAAUCAAAGGUCUGAAGGUUGAGAUCACCCACUGUGGGACCAUGAAGAGGAAAUACAGGGUGUGUAACGUCACACGCAGACCCGCACAAACACAGUCAUUCCCUCUGCAGUUGGACUCUGGCCAGACAGUAGAGUGCACAGUUGCCAGGUAUUUCCUGGAGAGGUACAAGAUGAAGCUCCAGCAUCCCCACCUGCCCUGUCUACAAGUGGGACAGGAGCAGAAACACACAUACCUGCCCCUAGAGGUGUGCAACGUGGUUGGCGGCCAGCGGUGUAUCAAGAAGCUGACGGACAACCAGACCUCUACCAUGAUCAAGGCGACAGCGAGAUCUGCCCCAGACAGGGAGAAGGAAAUCAACAAUCUGGUGCGGAAGGCAAACUUCAACUCAGACCCAUACCUACAGACGUUUGGUAUCAGCAUCAUCCCACAGAUGGUUGACGUACACGGGCGUGUGCUGAACCCGCCAAAAAUACAGUAUGGCGGCAGGACGAAAGCUCAGGCGAUCCCCAAUCAAGGUGUGUGGGAUAUGAGAGGGAAACAGUUUUACAGCGGGAUAGAGAUUCGGGUGUGGGCUAUUGCCUGCUUCGCCCCUCAGAGAACUGUGAGAGAAGAUGCCCUUAGGAACUUCACCCAGCAGCUUCAGCGGAUCUCAAAUGAUGCAGGAAUGCCGAUUCUGGGCCAGCCAUGCUUUUGCAAGUACGCUACAGGCCCCGACCAGGUGGAACCCAUGUUCCGAUAUCUGAAGAACACCUACCAGGGCCUCCAAGUAAUAGUUGUAGUCCUGCCUGGCAAGACGCCUGUUUAUGCUGAGGUCAAGCGUGUGGGUGAUAUCAUGUUUGGGUUGGCAACCCAGUGUGUUCAAGCGAAGAAUGUGAACAAGACCACGCCUCAAACACUCUCCAAUCUGUGUCUCAAGAUCAACGUGAAACUGGGAGGCAUCAACAACAUCCUCCUCCCCAGUAUACGUCCUACCGUGUUUAGAGAGCCCGUGAUUUUCCUGGGCGCGGACGUGACCCAUCCGCCCGCAGGUGACGCUAGCAAACCAUCCAUUGCUGCUGUUGUAGCAAGUAUGGAUGCCCACCCUAGCCGGUACUCGGCAACUGUGCGAGUCCAGCAGCACCGUCAGGAGAUCAUCCAGGAGCUGGCAUCCAUGGUGAAGGAGCUGUUGAUACAGUUUUACAAGGCAACACGCUUCAAGCCGACACGUAUCAUCUUCUACAGGGACGGUGUCUCUGAGGGACAGUUCCAGUCCGUAAGUAGGGUGCUAUCCCAUGAACUGCGAGCAAUCCGUGAAGCCUGCAUGAAGCUCGAGGCCGACUACCAGCCUGGUAUUACAUUCAUUGUAGUCCAGAAACGCCACCACACACGCCUGUUCUGCGCCGACCGCAAGGACCAGAUAGGUCGCAGCGGUAACAUCCCUGCCGGCACCACCGUUGAUGUUGGUAUCACUCACCCCACUGAGUUUGAUUUCUACCUGUGUAGCCAUGCUGGUAUACAGGGUACCAGUCGCCCCUCCCACUACCAUGUUCUCUGGGACGACAACCGAUUCUCUGCAGACGAGCUUCAGAUGUUGACAUACCAGCUGUGCCAUACGUAUGUGCGGUGUACGCGCAGUGUCUCAAUUCCCGCUCCCGCGUACUACGCCCAUCUGGUCGCCUUCCGCGCACGAUACCACCUCGUUGAGAAGGAACAUGACAGCGGCGAAGGCAGCAGAUACUCCGACAACAGUGACGAAAGAGCCCCUUCUGUGAUGGCCCGCGCCGUUACUGUGCAUCCUGACACUGUUCGCUACAUGUACUUCGCAUGAGCUCUGUGCAAUACUAGAACACUCCACUGUAUGACUUCCAGCUAUUCCUGUCAGAAAACACAGUUUAGCUUACGACUAUGGACACAUGUCCAUUUUUGUGAUACUCCAGUAUAUAAUCAUGUGAAAUUGAACUUUUUGACACCUAAUGCUGGAAGGAUAAUUUUUAUCAGAACUAAAUAUUCAUAAAAUAGGAAGAAAAUCAUGUAAAUAAUCAAAUGACACAUUGAGAGCGACUUAGGAAGAAAAUCAUGUAAAUAAUCAAAUGACACAUUGAGAGCGACUUUUCUCUGAAUUUUCUUGUCCGAUGUGGUUGUAUUGUGAAAUUAGCAGGGUUAAAAAGGUCAUUGUCGAGUACGAUUUUGUGAGAUGAUUUGUUAAACUAGUGGAAUAUGUGAUAAUCUCAAGUCAGUUUUAGUUUAAUCAGGCAAAAAAGGAUGCAAAUCAUUAUAUGUCUCAUUAUAGAUGCCUUCUUGUCAUGUCUGAAUCAAUAUUUUGUAUUUGCAAUAUUCCAAAAAUCUACUUGAGCAAGUCAUGGAGCAACUAGUCUUCUAAUAGAUAAUCAAGAAAGGACAGGUCCCAAAAAUUUUACUUGAUUUUUUAGAUUUGAGAAGCACAAUAAGUUGAUUUAUUCAUAUGAUAGAUUAUUUGAUCAUGUUGAAAUAAGUCAUUAAUGCCUUUGUUUCUUUUGACUUGCUGUACUGAACAGAAUCUAAGAUCUUUAUGAUUGAUUUGAAAUGUUAUAAGGCCAAAGUAUGUGUAGAUGAUUUUCAAAACAAAUACAAUCAUCUCAUUAUCUGUGUAAUGAAAUGCCUUUGUCUGACUUCAUUUCCAUUUCUGUACUUGAUAUCUUGUGUGUGAAUGCUCUUGUUGGACAAUACCUAAAACUUCACCUGUUUGUGGGAAAAAAAACGAUGUAACAUAGAAGCUCGGUGUGUGAUACCAGUGGUGUUAUUUUAAGAAACACAGUGAUGGUAUUGGCUAAUGUCUUGGUUGCAAUUUAUUUGUGUAUAUGUGAUAAAAGUUCAAGUGAUAGCUUUGUCUGUUUCAGUUACACAUUUGGCAUUGAACAUGUUGGAAAAAAUACUUGAAUGUGCUUGUUAUUUUCAUGACUUGCUUAAUAUACAGGAACUAAUUUUUGAGUUUUUGAGAGUUACAAGCUUAAGUUGCUUAUUUUAUUAAGCCAAAUCUGGCAUUUAAACUCGAUUUUAUGAAAUGAAAAUUAGUAAGCGUGCUUAUUAUAAAAAUAAUUCCAUUUUUAAGUCCAAAAAAUAUGACCAUUUCAAAAAAAAGUUUAUACCCGAAUUAUGUAAUUGAAACGGACAAGGGUUUUUGACAAUGGUGAGGAUCUAAUUCUAGUAUUAAAUGGCAUAGAUGUUGAUUUUAGUCUGUCAGGUGCAGCUAUUAGUGUAGUUUAUAAGCUACAGAAUAUAUCAUGUUUUUGUAUAGAGUUUAUCGGCAAUAUUUUUGCAAGUCAUAUCUGCAUUAUAUUAUUAUAUUUCUUCACAGUUGUUGCUCUAGACUCAAAAUAUUUUAGGGAUAUGAAUAUUGAAAAGAAAGAAUUUUUGCUCAUAAGAAAUAAAGAUAACUUUCAUAAGUAACCAAAUUCAUCUGGAUGGUCAUAUCAACAUGAGAGUGUGGAUGAAUUUUGAACAUUUUACAUACAUAGCUAGGUUUGAUUUAUUACGAAGACUGGUGAUUUGCAGUAGCGAGGGCGGGAGCAGUCGUAACUCGUCCGACCAUGGGGACGACCGAUCCACGGGUAUUAUGGCUCGCACAGUCACGCUUCACCCCGACACCGUCAACGUCAUGUACUUUGCCUAGUUUACUCUUCAGGGACCCGUUUCGAUAAAGAUCUAGGUCGAUCUUAGUCAAAAAUUGAAGUUCUCUGCAUCAUAGAUUCAUUAUAAGUUAGUAUUAAAAAUGAACACAAGGUUGAGGAAAUCAAUGUGUUGCCAUGUUUGAUGUUUGUACAGAUUUAAGUUAUGACUGAAAUCCUUUAUUGAAAUGAGGCCCUGGGGAUUUGGUUGAGGAAUAAAAAAUAUAGAAAUAAGGAUUUAUUACUUCAUGAUGAUAAUUUUAAGAAUGAUAUUUUUCUCUCUUCUAAAUUGUCUCAAUUUUGGUAAUAACAAUAUUCAGCUAGCUGAACUCUUCAAAUUUAAAAAGAAAAUACUUUUAUCUAUAUAGUUUUUCAAGCAAUAUGUUGGAAUGUCAAGUCUUUCCCUUAAAUUAAAAACGUUGCAUCUCCUAUUUUAAAAUUCCUUGCAUGGUUUCCAAAAAAAUCAUUUGAUACAGAACUUUUUAAAGAUAAAAUCUAGUUUUAAACAUUCUUAUAAGAUUCAAAAAAUAAUACAGAUAUGUGGUAGUAUGAUAGUUAUACAUAGUUCAACAUUUAUGUCCACUCAUAUCACUACAUGUUUACGAAGCCCCAGCAGAUUUUAUCAUUAUAAUUAAUCCCAUAUGAAUCCCAAGUUUAAAUGUAUGCUGUGAUGUAUUAGGUAUAUCUUGCCGUAUUGAUAUGCUUGUGCUAGGUUGAACGCGUAAAUGAAUUUUCAUUAUUUCAAAGAUGUUUUAACUAUUGUAUUUUACUGUUUAUUAUUAUGUACAUGUAUUUAAUGACCAUAAAGGCGGGAUCUUUUAAUUUGAUAAAUUUGUCUAUUUAUAAACUUUGUUCUGUUUUGCAAAAGUGGUAUAAAAUUUUGUAAUGUGUAAUGAAAUUCUAUUGGUUAAGCUUAGAAAUGAUCAGCCAAUAGCAACUUUUCAUUGAAAUUUGUCCAUGUUUGCUAUUGGUUGAUUUAAAUGAGGCGCAGACCAAUGGAAAUGUAGAUUAGAAAUGUGUUUAUCAUGUUAAGCAAUAUUGGUUGCCACUUGAAUCAUGUUGAAUAAACAAUAGUAUUUAUUUUUUGAUGCAUUUGUUUGCCAUUGUUAUUUGCACUGAUACCAAAAUCAUUUCUGACAUUCUGAUUCAAAAAUCAUGAUAAUAUUGAUCAUGAUUGGAAUCUUUUUAUUUUGUCAUUCAUCGUUUUGCCAAAAUCAUAAAAAAAAAGUUAAUACUAGGAAAUAAGAAGUUGAUCAAAGACUCGAUCAAAAAAGACAAUUUUAGGGAUCAAAGCUGACAAAGAGCAUGUUUUAAAAUAGAUCAAAGUAAGGUUUAUGCUGUAUUCAUACAUCGAACAAAAUGUUCAUUAUAGAAAAAAAUGGGUGAAAAAUUCUUUGUUUUGAAAAUGGGUAACUGAUGUUAGAUUUGAAGACUACAGUCGUAGCCAUUUAAUCAUGUUUAGUAAAUUGUUUUAUAUCUAAAUGGUAUCAAUAUUCCUUUAACAAAUAAUUACUUGUACAUUAUAAUAAAGUCAAAUUAUAUA
Mya arenaria is the source of this 6203-nucleotide messenger RNA. Its product is annotated as protein argonaute-2-like. Bases 139 to 2844 code for a protein of 901 amino acids. NCBI's taxonomy places the organism in Eukaryota, Metazoa, Mollusca, Bivalvia, Myida, Myidae. The record is from RefSeq and is a predicted model, not a curated record. Gene Ontology annotation, molecular function: RNA binding; protein binding. The transcript has 21 exons.